Molecule: messenger RNA, 6143 nt
Organism: Trichoderma virens Gv29-8
Lineage: Eukaryota; Fungi; Ascomycota; Sordariomycetes; Hypocreales; Hypocreaceae
Exons: 6
Coding region: 1-5847 (1948 amino acids)
Biological process (GO): RNA export from nucleus; protein import into nucleus; post-transcriptional tethering of RNA polymerase II gene DNA at nuclear periphery
Cellular component (GO): nuclear pore cytoplasmic filaments; nuclear pore
Molecular function (GO): structural constituent of nuclear pore
Source: RefSeq, a predicted model, not a curated record
AUGUCGUUCGGCGGAUUUGGGGGCGGCUUCGGCACAAACACCAACCAGCAGUCCUCGGGCGGGUUUGGUGGCUUUGGAGCCAACAAUAACACCACUUCAUCAGGCUUCGGCUCCAACACUGGAGGCUUUGGUGCAUCUACCAACACCGGCGGCGGCAUGUUUGGCGGCAAUACCGGAGGCGGCUUUGGCUCAACGCCUGGCGGCUUUGGAUCAAACGCGGGCGGCUUUGGCAGCAAGCCUUCUUUCGGCUCGACCCCUACUACUACUCCUGCUUCAGGUGGUCUCUUUGGAGCCUCCAGCACCCCUAGCAGCACCGGUACGGGCUUUGGUGGGUUUGGAUCAAACACCAACACUACCACCCCCUCUGCGUUUGGCAGUAACACUACUGGCGGCGGCCUAUUCGGCAAUGCUAAUAAACCAGCAGGCGGUUUCGGAGCUGCGAACACGGGCUCUCUGUUUGGCGGCGGCAACACCAACACCGCUUCCAACACGGGCACGGGUUUUGGCAACUUUGGUUCGACUAAUACUCUGGGCGGCACCACUGGCGAUCCUCCAGGCACGGCCGUCACUCCUUUCCAAGCCUUCAACGAAAAAGAGCCCAACAGCAGCACCAACACUUCCAACGCAUUCCAGAAUAUCUUAUUCCAAGAUCCCUAUAAGAAGUGGUCUGCUGAUGAGCUGAGAUUGGUAGACUACGUCCAGGGCAGACGGCACGGCAACCCCAGCGGUGCUGGCGCUUUUGGGGUAGGCUCGGGCUUCGGCGGCUUCGGCAAUCAGACGAAUACUCCUUCAACUGGUGGCUUUGGAGCGACAAACACCACUGGCGGAUUGUUUGGAGCAACCAACACGCCUAAUACCGCAACCUCUGGCUUCGGCGGCGGUUUUGGCACCCAAAAUACCCCUGCUACCAGCAAUACUGGUGGUGGCCUCUUUGGCAACGCCAACAAGCCAAGUGGAGGUCUGUUUGGAAACACCCAGCAGAACCAAACCGGAGGUCUUUUUGGGACAGGCGCUGCCAACACCGGGACAACUGGUGGUUUUGGUUCGACACCCGCCACUGGUGGUGGACUUUUCGGUGCAACGAACAACGCUGCAGCUAACACUGGCGGAGGCUUGUUCGGCAACACUGCACAGAAGCCUGCAGGCACUGGAUUCAGUUUCGGCAACAACACAAACACGCCAUCCACGGGCUUUGGAACGACCAAUAACGCUUUUGGCUCAAAUACCAACACCGCGACUGGCGGCGGUCUUUUUGGAAACACCAACGCCAGCGCACAGCCUAGCGGAGGUCUCUUUGGGAACAACGCUCAGCAGCAGCAGAAUACCUCAGGAGGCUUGUUUGGUCAGGCGCAAACUCAACAGUCUGGGGGGUUGUUUGGCAACACUCAGCAGAAGCCAGCUACAGGCGGGCUUUUUGGCUCCACCCCUGCCGCUACCAACACAGGUGGUGGCCUUUUCGGAGGCAACACAGCCCAACAGCAGGGAACGACAGGCCUGGGAGGCACAAAUACAGCUGCUGGAGGCCUUUUCGGAGCUAAGCCAGCUACAGGUACUGGACUUUUUGGCUCCACGCCUGCUGCUACCACCACAGGCGGCGGCCUUUUCGGUGGUACCGGCGCUCAGACUCAGCAAGCUGCCGGCACAGGCCUGUUUGGAUCAGCAGCAAAUCAGCAGAAGCCUGGCCUCUUUGGAUCUACGCCCGCAGCAGCAGGUACGGGACUGUUCGGUAACACUGCAGCGGGAACUCAAGGUGGAAUCUUUAGCAACGCUGGUAACCAACAGCAACAAAGCCUUGGCCUCGGUGGCUCCUUGCUAGGGGCUUCUCAGGCAGUUAACAACGUGCCUCAAGGUCUCACUGCAAACUUGAGCGACGUCUCGGCUUAUGGCUCGCCAUCGUUGUUCUCUGGGGUUAGUGGAGGCGAAGUCCCGAACCCUGGUCCACUCGCGGUGCCCCUGAGCGGACAGCCGAAGCCCAAGAGACCCUCAAUCUUCCCCAUGUAUAAGUUUACACCUGCGGCUUCCGGUCGUUUUGGCACACCCCAAAAGAGAGGAUUCGGCUUCUCCUACAGCAGCUAUGGGACUCCUGGAGGAGGAAGCCCCGCAGUCCUCUCUGGCACUCCCAGCAGUCUGGGCCGUAACUUGUUGGGCGCCAGCAGCAGCGGAACCGCCCUCAGCAAGAGCAUAUCGUCAAACAAUCUGCGCCGCACUGUCAACGCCGAGGACAGUAUUCUCCUGCCUGGCGCCUUCUCUAAUACUAACAACACGCGCUGGUAUGGAAGCACGGGCUCAAAGAAGCUGGUUAUUAACCGCGAACUGAGGAGCGACCUCUUCUCUACGCCGGCAAAGGACGGCCGGAACGGCGAUAAUGGAACCGGCCCACGAAAACUGGCUAAGCGAGUCAGUUUUGAUACCAACGUAGAUGGCGAAGACUCCUCCCCUGUACGAGCGUUACCAGCUCCUGGUGAUGUGCCAGAAACUCCUGGUGAGGAUACUCCCCGGUCGGACAAGUCGACUCCCACCACGAACGGACUUCGAACUCCCGAAAUGGAGCAAUUUAAGGGCAAGGGCAAGGACAAGGAAUUGGCCAUUGUUCAAGAGGAAGACAGCGCUACGCCCGAGCCCCAGGCCAACGGUUUUGAUAACGCUCCAGGAAAAUACUGGAUGGACCCUUCACGGGAGGAACUCCAGAACAUGAACAGAAUUCAGCGACAGCGGAUUGAUAACUUCACCGUUGGCCGAGAGAAUGUCGGUUCCAUUACCUUUAAGAUCCCGGUGGAUAUUAGCGCCAUCGAUCUCGAUGAGCUUUGCGGUGGUAUCAUCCAACUGGAGCCUCGGUCUGCAACUGUCUAUCCCAUUGCGGCGAAGAAGCCACCCGUCGGAAAGGGUCUGAAUGUGCCUGCUAGGAUAACAUUGGAACAAUCUUGGCCUCGCGGUGGUCGAGACAAGAGGGUCUCAAGCGACCCCAAGCGCUUCAAUAAGCACAUUGAGCGGCUGAAGCGUAUUGUCGACACCACCUUUGAGAGCUACGAUGUGGACACGGGAGUUUGGGUCUUCUCCGUUGAGCACUUCACAACAUACGGACUGGACGACUCGGAUGAAGAGACUGAUUUUGACACUACUCUCGACCUUCCUACUGCAGCCCCAUUGUCCAACAUCGCACCGCCGGCACCGUCCCAUCCAUCUCGAGAUGAUGACGCGAUGGAUUUUUCUCAAUCGCACAUGAUUCCUGGCACUUUCGACGACCAGGAAGGGCUGUUCACAACUGAGUUCACUGGACGACAGUCUUUUUUAGGGGUUAGCUCCGCGGACUCUGCUACAUAUGAUGUCAAACUCUCACUGGAAAAUGAAAUGACCGGUGACGACAUCGCAGAGUAUGAUAUGUCCGAGGAUGAAGACAUGACGAGGUCUUCUAUCGGACAGCAUCUCGCCGCGGAGCAUGACGAUGCCUCGUCCGAGGGUGGCCAGGAUACUAAGCGCUCGACCGCAACUCCUGGUGGCAUUCUCAGAGCCAGAAUGAGAGCGAUGAAGGAUUCAGCUGGCCCUGUUAAGCUUGAAGUCGCAGAUGGCGACGACUGGAUGGAAAUGUUGAGGAAGACGGUCAGCCCUAUUAAAAGGGACCGCCAUCUGCUAAAAGAGGUAGCCGGUGCUGCCCCUAAGGGGGGAAAGACGGUAACAUUUGAUCUCGACGACGAAUCGGAUUUUCGAAAGUCGUCUAUUUGGGGCAGGAGCAUAACCAGGUCCGAUAGGAAAAACGGACCUGCGACUGGUGCUCAGAUUGGUAUGGAUCAAGGACGUGGAUUCGCUACGAGUAUCGACUUGAUGAAUUCCUUGUUUGAGAAGCCAAAGCCGAAGCCGGCACGUCAGGAGUUUAACGCUUCUCAAUCUGCCAAAGGUUUUCCCAAGUUCCCAUACGAACGACAGGCUAAGAUUCUUACGGCCGAAGAAGAGGAGCGCGCCUUUCAUAGCGUCUCGAGGCCAACCUGGGGACCAGAUGAGACCCUUGUCUUGAUUCGGUCGCUGGACGGCUCACACUCGCGCCGGUCAAUACGUGAUAACACGGAUAUCCUGACGUUUCAGCGGUCUAAUAUAGAGACCAAUGAGCAGGAUGUUCGCCUGGCUACAUUCACUGCUGAGCCAUCAAAGAAAUAUCUUGCCUCUCAGGAUAUUGUGACCGAGAUAAGCAUCGUUGAGGGAGUGCCACAAGCCAACCUUCACACUACAAGUCUCAAGAGCCUGUAUCAGCCAAAGAUUAUGACUGAUGCGGCCAGCAUCCAUGAGAAGCAGGUCUGGGAGCUCGCAAGCAUUUUAUUCGACAAUCUAGACAACCAAAGUCCGAUGGAGGACGAGCAUUUGGCGCGCAGAAACAAGCUGUCCCAAUUCUGGUCCGAUUUGGUCGACCAGGCCUCAUCUACGGCUAUUGGCCUCGCAGCCACUAGUGAAGAGAAGGCGCUCGCAUGUCUUGCCGGUCACCGGAUCCCAGAAGCCUGUAAACACCUCUUGGAUGGUAGGAACUUCCGCCUUGCAACUCUGGUCCCCCUGAUCGGCACUAGUGAUGUCGCAAAGAAGGAAAUGAGAGAGCAGGUGAAGUCGUGGUUGGAUUCGAAGAUACUGUCUGAGUUUUCCGAGGCCAUUCGUACCAUUUACGAGCUCCUGAGUGGAAAUGUCUGUGUCUGCGAGGGUUUGAAGGGUGUACCCAACGAGGAUCGAGUCGAUUCCUUUGUCAUCUCGAAGCACUUUGGUUUAGACUGGAGACAAUCUUUCGGCUUGCGACUGUGGUAUGCCAUUUCGAAGCAUGAUGACCUGUCCGCUGCCGUCGAGAAGUUCAAGGACGACAUUGAUCAAGAUAAGGAGGACUUGCCUCGCCCCUGGUAUGUUGAGCAGGGUAUCGCUCCUCUUUGGGACGAUACCAAUAUCGACACUCGCCAAGAUCUGCUCUGGGGUCUUUUGCAGCUGUAUGCUGACCAAGACGCCGACUUGGAGGCUGUCCUUCGCCCGGAGAACUCGCAGCUUUCCCCUCUUGACGCGAGACUUCGAUGGCAGCUGGGCAUCGCCCUGACAUCCACCGGCAAGGUCUCAUAUGGUGCAAACGGGUUAGAAAAGGCCGAUGCCGCUACUCUUGCAUAUGCUGCCCAACUUACCCGGGCAGGCGAGUGGCUCGAAGCUGCUUUCGUGUUGCUACACCUGCACCACACAGCAGCACGCAAAAAGGCUCUCCAAGAACACCUCUGUCAGCACGCCAACUUGAUUGGAUCCGAGUCAGAUGCCAACUUUGUCAUGCUCACGGAGAAGUACCGCAUCCCAGUAGCUUGGAUCUGGGAAGCUCUUGCACUCUAUAUGCGUUGCGUGAAGAAAGAUUCUGUGGCUGAAAUGCAGUGCCUUUUGCGAGCAGGAUCACAUGUUGAAGCCCACCGCAUUUUGGUUCAGCACGUUGCCCCGCAGGCCAUUAUUGAGCGUGACUACGCCGGCUUGUCGUCUCUCAUCGCACAAUUCCAAGAUCGUCAACAGGGCAUCUCAGAAUGGACCCAGGGUGGUGAGAUUUAUGGCCACUUCCUCCAGCUGAUCGAAUGCCGGGGUAAAGGAGAAAGCGUUUCCCCUGCCCUGCUGGAUAGGCUCCUUGCAGGUCUGAACGCGAUGAAGGAUAUUGGAGUAGAGAGCAACAUUACACGAUACGCCGCUAUCUCCGACAUGGCAGACGAAACUGCCCGAGAAAUCGUCAAGUUGACACGACAGAAACAGGAUAUGGAACUUCGAUCCCGAAUUUUGAGCCUUCCACUUACCCAAGAUCGACUGCUCGCAUACUCGGUUGACCUGAGUUUGGACCGCUACAGAGAGGUGAUGUCACAUUAGGUGUUGGGAAUGAGAGCGGAUUGGAUUGGAUGGGAUGAGUUGAGAUGAAAUGGAUAGGACUCGGAAAUACCUGCUGCAUUGAGGUUUUGAUUUAUUCACUGUUUUCUUUCUUUUCUUAUAACAAGACAAAGGGAGUGCACAAACUGAUAGGAGAGGAGAUUAGCUAGCAUCAUGAGUGGAAGGACAAGGGAAAGGAAGAACCAACCAUAGGCUAAACUUGGAGUGUAGUAUAAUAGCUGUUUGAUUUAGAUUGAUGCGAUUUGCUGUCGCGUGUAAUGAAGAUUUGGAUGAAGUCU